AUGAUUACUGCCUUUGUUGCUCUGACUUUAGUCACUUUGGCACAAUGCACUAUAGUCGAUCUCAACUGCACGUCUGGAACUGCUUACACCUCAGCUGCGAACAACUGUGAGGAUGUCUACGAUACCGCUGCCUGUGCCGUUCUUUACAAAGACUCGAAAGUUGCAGUCGACGGAACCGACGAAAGACCCACAGCGUGUUUCUCUAUUGACUCGAGCACACUUGCUGUUGAUACUGAGUUAAGAGAUAUCGCCAUCACAAACUGUCCUAAGACUUGUGGAUACUGCUGUCUUUCGAAAGAGUGGAAUUGCCAGAAUGCACCUAUUCCAAGAAUCACCUGCAACUUGGUAACCAAAGCUAUGUGCAAAGACAAGGAAUGGAGAGAGAUCAUCGCUCAGGAUUGUCCUGCAGCUUGCGGCUUUUGUACACUUGGAGGAUGCAUUGAUUCUGCUGUGGACUGUGCUACUCAUCCCACAAUUUGUCACGUUGAUUCAUUGAAAAACUUUACAACACAUAAUUGUCAACGUACCUGUGGACUAUGCACUGGAACAACAAGCGGUAGCUGCUCCCCUUCAAUGAUCGAAAACCCUAAUUGUGCAAGUUGGAAGAGAAAUGGUUUUUGCACCAGCACGUACUACACUGAUGAGCAUAAGAAGAAGUAUUGCGGUAAAACCUGCAACCUGUGUUAA
Molecule: messenger RNA, 687 nt
Organism: Auanema sp. JU1783
Lineage: Eukaryota; Metazoa; Nematoda; Chromadorea; Rhabditida; Rhabditidae
Source: the annotation of a GenBank genome assembly